CACAUGACACCCAGCAUCUCCCACCACAAACAUGGCGGCCUGCUGCGGUGACGUCAUCACCCGGCGCCCGGAGCGCUGCAUAUUGCCCUUGUUACGGGCUGUCUCGGUGCAUGCUGGGAAGGUCACAGUGUGGAGGACUCCAUGUGUUGGCGCCGGUGACAGACUGAGUGUAACGUGCAGCCCGACCCAGCCGCCGCCAUGCUCCCCGCCGCCCGGUGCUGCCUGAGACUGAGGGCCACAGCCCCCUCCAUGGGCAGGUAACCCGGACUGCUCUCCCUGCCAGCCUGGGACCCGGAGAGAAGCAGGGGCCCCUGGUAAUAUCCUGGGCCCCUAGUAAUCUCCCUGGCAGUGUGCUCCCUGGCAGUGGCCCCUAGUAAUCUCCAGUGGCAGGCUGUAAUCUCCCUGGCAGUAGCCCCCCUGGUGUCUCCCCUAGUAAUCUCCUGGCAGUGCCCCCUAGUAAUCUCCCUGGCAGUGGCCCCUUUAGUAAUCUCCUGGCAGUGUAGGCCCCUAGUAAUCACCACAGCAGUGUAGGCCCCUUAGUAUCUCCCUGGCAGUGUAGGCCCCUGUGUCUCCCCUGGCAGUGUAGGCCCCUAGUAAUCUCCCUGGCAGUGUAGGCCCCUAGUAAUCUCCCUGGCAGUGUAGGCCCCCUGAAGCUGUCUCCCUGGCAGUGUGGGCCCCUGGUAAUCUCCCUGGCAGUGUAGAGCUAGUAUCUCCUGGCAGUGUAGGCUAGUAUCUCCCUGGCAGUGUAGGCUAGCCGUCUCCCUGGCAGUGUGCCCCUAGUAAUCUCCCUGGCGUGUACUAGUAAUCUCCUGGCAGUGUGCCCCCUAGUAUCUUUCCUGGCAGUUUCCCCCUAGUAAUCUCCCUGGCAGUGUGGGCUCCCCUAGUAAUCCCCCUGGCAGUGUGGGCCCUUGGGAUUCUCACUGGCAGUGUGGGCCCUUGGGAUUCUCACUGGCAGUGUGGGCCCUUGGGAUAUAACUGGCAUUAGGCCUCUGGGCUUAUCACUGGCGGUGCAGGCGUUUAGCAAUUUCACUGUCAGGGUCCUAAACUCUAUGGAUCCUUGUUACUAUCACUGUCUCUGUGUGUGUGUGAUGGAGACAGGAGCAGCAGUGUGUGUGUGUGUGAUGGAGACAGGAGCAGCAGUGUGUGAUGGAGACAGGAGCAGCAGUGUGUGAUGGAGACAGGAGCAGCAGUGUGUGUGUGUGUGAUGGAGACAGGAGCAGCAGUGUGUGUGUGUGUGUGUGUGUGAUGGAGACAGGAGCAGCAGUGUGUGAUGGAGACAGGAGCAGCAGCAGUGUGUGUGAUGGAGACAGGAGCAGCAGUGUGUGUGUGUGUGUGCGAUGGAGACAGGAGCCGCAGUGUGUGCGAUGGAGACAGAGUGGCAGUGUGUGUGUGUGCCAUGGAGACAGUGGUUGCAGCCAUGAGACAGGAGCAGCAGUGUAUGCGCCAUGGCGCUGGUGGAGCAGCAGGUGCCGAUGGAGACAGGAGCAGCAGGUGGGUAAGCGAUGGACAGAGCAGCAGUGUGUGUGUGCGAUGGAGACAGGAGCAGCAGUGUGUGUGUGUGCGAUGGAGACAGGAGCAGCAGUGUGUGCUGGCGGGAGACAGGAGUCGCAGUGCAAAGGAGGAGACAGGUCAGCAGUGCAGCGAUGGAGACAGGAGCCGCAGUGUGUGCGAUGGAGACAGGAGCCGCAGUGUGUGCGAUGGAGACAGGAGCCGCAGUGUGUGCGAUGGAGACAGGAGCCGCAGGGUGUGCGAUGGAGACAGGAGCCGCAGUGUGUGCGAUGGAGACAGGAGCCGCAGUGUGUGCGAUGGAGACAGGAGCCGCAGUGUGUGCGAUGGAGACAGGAGCCGCAGUGUGUGCGAUGGAGACAGGAGCCGCAGUGUGUGCGAUGGAGACAGGAGCCGCAGUGUGUGCGAUGGAGACAGGAGCCGCAGUGUGUGCGAUGGAGACAGGAGCCGCAGUGUGUGCGAUGGAGACAGGAGCCGCAGUGUGUGCGAUGGAGACAGGAGCCGCAGUGUGUGCGAUGGAGACAGGAGCCGCAGUGUGUGCGAUGGAGACAGGAGCCGCAGUGUGUGCGAUGGAGACAGGAGCAGCAGUGUGUGCGAUGGAGACAGGAGCAGCAGUGUGUGCGAUGGAGACAGGAGCAGCAGUGUGUGCGAUGGAGACAGGAGCAGCAGUGUGUGCGAUGGAGACAGGAGCAGUAGUGUGUGUGUGUGACGGAGACGGGAGCAGCAGUAGCAGUGUGUGUGUGUGUGUGACGGAGACGGGAGCAGCAGUGUGUGUGUGUGUGUGUGUGACGGAGACGGGAGCAGCAGUGUGUGUGUGUGACGGAGACGGGAGCAGCAGUGUGUGUGUGUGACGGAGACGGGGGCCGCAGUCUGUGUGACGGAGACGGGGGCCGCAGUCUGUGUGACGGAGACGGGGGCCGCAGUCUGUGUGACGGAGACGGGGGCUAUGCUUAACAAGUUUAGAUAUUGUACCUAUUGUAACCAUUGUUGGUUAGUGCCUUGGCUGUAUAUCUUUUGGAAGUAAUAUUGUAAAGACAUAAACUGUGAAAAAAUUCACGUUUUGGUGUGUAAAUUAAAAAGAUUUACAACUCCUAAAGCCUCGUUUUUUAAAUUAUGUACAAAGCACCAAAUUCUGAAGUUUUCAAGCAGCUUGAAAACAGGUGAUGAUCUGGUGUUAAAUAAGGAGCAAUGGAUUUGGAAACCAACCAACUCUGCCAUGUUGGAAUGGGGUGUAGAACGUACCAACUGGCGCUGUCCUCUUCUGAUAUCAUAAUCGCAUAGUAGGCCCAAAGUAAAUGACAUGAUGAAGUGCAUCCUGUGGGUGGUACCGGCCGUUUGGAGGCUGCAUGUUGAUCUCGUAGAUGUAAAUAUCACCCAUGCUUUGCUUUGACUUGUAUGAUUUUAUAGCCCCCUCUAAUGUAGCAGGUUACAGGAAAGGUGCUGUACUCUGACAAUGCCUUUAUCUUAUUUUCACAGGUUAGAGAUGUCUGUAGUGCGAUUACUCAGGACCUCCAGCAAUCUGAGGAACGAGGCAGUGGCAGCCCCAUCCCUAGACAAUGGCGCUAAGGAGUACCCUCCAAAAAUAGAGCAACUGGUUGAUCAGAUUGCUGGUCUCACUCUGCUGGAGGUCUCCGACCUCAAUGAGUUGCUCAAGGUAAGUACAAUGGGAAUGGGGGCAGCAAUGUAUAUCCAAUCACAAUAUUAGCACUGUAGCGGAGAUCCAAUAUUCCACAGAUUAUCUCCGCUUAAGAUCCCAGUGAGGCUCAGGAACAAGUAAUUAUAAAUCCAUAAAGCAAGGUUUCCAGCAGGUAAAAUGAUCCAACAGCAAUCCCAAUAACUGGACGACACACAGCAUCAGGAGCAGAACAGAAAACCUUUAUUUCACAGUGGCCUUAUAAAGCAUGCUCCCAUGCAAGGGAGGGAUUUUCAUUAAUUACUACAGUACCCAAUUCAGCAAUAGUAACCUCCCACACAUCUCCUCCCCUCAGCCUGACUCAUAAUCCCCUUAUACUGUACACAAAUUCCCCCAGUUUCUGGAUGUACCCCUUUAAAUGGCUUAUCCCCUGGUAGCCCUGAUCUGGGUGGCAACCUAUCCAAAAAUCACCCAAAUCGGACCAGGGGUUCAGGAAAUUUAUGGAGGUACAGUAUAAGGGAAUAAAUUACACGAAACGCUAAGGCUACAGAGAUCAGGUAGGGUUCGCAUGAAUCCCCUCGUUCGGUUGUUUCUGUCUACCGAACGAGGGGCCGUUCGGUAGUUUGGAACCGAACGGACCGGGCUUGUGGAGGUCUCAGCUGUGUUCGCCUAGUCGUGUGUCCGAUUUGGGUUCCAGACACUCAACAGCAAAACACCGCUGUUCGGGAGUUUUAAAAUGGCCACCACCACGUGUUCGUUUCCCGAAUGGCGGCCACCCCGAGAACAAAGGACCUACUGCAUAGCUUGUUAAUUACCCAUUUGCAACAUUGUUGCAACGGGUAAUUGAAGGCACACUUCACACAGGGGAGGUCUGAUUGUUCGGUAGUUUCAUUCCCUUAGUUUAUUCGAAUGAUUCUACCGAACAAUCAGACGAAUACACUUUAUUUAAACACAUAAGAAAACAGCAGUUUACCCGAAUACAGUUAUACACAUGCAAUUUUCAGGACAGCCCAGUGCCAUCCGCUACAAGCACCAUAACCACAGUGUCUCAUUUUAGUGUAUAUAAUAGGCUAUGGGUGUCAUUCUUUGUGAAGCUGUUUUCAAGUGGCUUGGGCACCCAGGAACCCUUAGUUUUAGUCAAAGUCCUGCCAUCAUCAAAGCUCUCCCCAUGAUAGCAGUGAGAGAGAGGAAGAGCCCCCAGGCUGUCGCUACAACCACCACCACUGUUAUCAUUUGGCAGCUUUUAACGCUGAACUGGUUAGCUGCAAAUAGGCAAUUAUUCUGAAAUGAUGGGAAGCUGUAAAGUCUGCACAUGUUUCCUAGUAUCGCCCUAGGAUCUCUACAGCUUGAGAAAUACUAGGGUGAUAAGCUUUAACCAAGGCGGCCAGCAUCAUAUCCUGCUGGGCAUCAGUGAUGUGAUAAUAGCCAUGCAGUAUGUGUAUUUACUAACAUACUCCAGCCUGCCAGAUGCCUUACAUUGUAUCUGCUUUUAUUUUCCUUUCUAAUUUCCUGCUUACAAUUUAUCUUUGUUUGUCCAACUGUGAUGAUGUGCCGUCAUUUCAUCUGCAAACCUUGGUAACAAAUAUAACCUUAAAUGCCUCCUACCACCCCACCUCCAUUCCCCCCAAUACAUCUAGAACUUGUGUCUUAAAACUCAAUCUAUAGAGAAAGGGGAGUGAGCGCCCAUCAACUCAUUUCAAGAAGUGGCUCAUGGGCCACUGUCCCACUGCAACCAGGAUUAACUUCAAAUAACCAUGUAUGGUCCUACAGUUCUGUAAAAGCUGCGACUAAGAGUCUCUUAUUAUAAAGUUCCGCUCUUUGUUAAACCAGAACAUCGAUAUCACACACACCUUUCGCACGUCUAUUUGUUUAUGAUAAGAUUCCAUCUUUUUGUAUCCUAUGGAAAAUCUCAACUAUAAGAUGGAUCUAAAAAAUGAUUAAUUGUUUUUACAUUUACUGUGUCCUGACACUAGAGCUCCCCUUUAAAGUGAUACUCAAAUCAUCACAACCACCACAGCCCGCCGUUGGAUAAUUAAACCAGAAGUACUCUGUGUAAGGAAACCUAGUAUAUCCAAUCCUCAUUCGGUAGUUUCCUCCCGAACCGCCAGAGCAUUAGUGAUUAUAGCUCUCCGUUCGGUAGAUGAAAUAAAUGAAAUCCAUACAAACACAAUAGCUUUACAAGAUGAUUCCCUUAAUAAAGCAUACGAAUCCCCAAACAUCAACCAAAGUCAAGAAGAAGGGUAAAACAGAAUUGGCUUUUAAUGGCCACACACUGGCUUUUAUGCAAGUCCCCAUGCAAGGGGCCAUCCUACAGGGUGGGACACAGUACAACCAAUCAUUUACAGGGAAAACGUAAAACACUCCCAGCACAAACAUACAAUACUCUCCCCUAGUCCUGGAGAUAAUCAAGUCUGAUAAAGUAAUAACUUGAUUAUCUCUAGGCAGAAAAAUUGAAAUUUUUCCCCAAUAUUCAGAACACCCCUUUAGGCAUGUGGUAUCCCCACAAACAAUAUGUUCCCUGAUAGCCCCGAUCUGGGUGACCAACAUAUUCAAAUUUCACUCAGAUCGGUUCAGGGGUUCUCAAAAAGUAUGUAAGUCUUUUGUGACCGGCUAACCGCGAGGUGGCUGCCCAAAAUAGUUCCAGGAGUUUGGGUAGUUUUGCCGGUCUAUUCAGUUAAGUGGCAAAAACCGAAUAAUUCCACGAAUGGAUUCCCCUGGCUCUUAGCGAUUGUUCCCCCUCAUUCGAAUGCACAAAAGUACCGAACAGCGCUCUUCUAGCUGUUCGGGAAAUAAAGAUCCAGCGUUCGCUUGUUGAGACCGGUGUUCGGGAAGUCGAGUGUCCGAUUUUAGUUCCAGACACUCGACGACCAAGUCCCGCUGCCUUUGUUCGCAUGAAAAAAGAUGGCCGCUGUUUUCUCAGCUACAUGACGUUCGGUAGUGCGAACGCCGGCCGCACAGAUAGAGGGUUCAAUUGAGGCCUUCUUUGAAGUUUAACGAGCCAGGGGGGUGGUCUCUGUUCGGUAGUUACAUCUACCGAAUGAAUAGGGAAGAAAUAUUGCACAUAAAAGAGGGAUUUCUUCACACUCUGGCUCCAUUACCCGGUAAUGGGGAAAACAGUUUGCAAAGGUUUGUCCUUUUACCUGGGUCCCACUGGGCACAGAGGGUCCUCGUCUGCUGACUGUGAUGACAUCUGACUUCUGCAGAACCCAGAGGCUGUCUAUGUCAAAAUUUUUAUAAAAUACCACAUCUUUUUUUCGAGAGGUUCUGUUAUUAAAAAUAGCCACUAGAUGGAGACAUAAUCACAGGUAUGGGUAUUUCUUGGGUAUAUAAGCUAAAAGGACCCAAUGCCCCAUAAACAGUAUUGUAUAUUGCGGUGGUUAUGGUGCAGGGUGUGUUUGGGAGCCAUCUGUUUUUUUAAUUUUAAAGUAAUCUAACUUUUGUCAUGCAGCUUGAGCGUUUUCACGAACACUAGGGCUCUCCAGCACCAAAUGCCCGUCCUUUCUGCAGUCGCUUUGAUUAUAUGAAUCCUAUACUUUCACAUUACCCGUCCAUGACCAUCCAGCUUUAAACCAGCUGUCACAGUCUAUUAUUGCGAUCCAAAUUUGGACGGAUAAAGAAAUUAAAUUCCUCCUUAUCUAUGCAGCAGAUGGCCUGAACUUCUGUACCAAGAAAUCCUCAUUGUGUUUGUCAAAGUGCUGCUUUUUGACGGAUGAACUGAAUCCAAAGACUCCUUCCACUAUAACCACCAUUGCUGUAAGGCGCCAGCAUGCUGCGUGUGCUGUUGUCGGUCGCCAAUUUUGCGCAGAAUUGAUAUUAGCCGGUCCGCAAAUCUUGUUCUGGAAUGGUUAAUGAUACUGGUGGAGUUAAUCUCAGUUUCACAGCUACACUCUGCACAGACAGACUCCAGGCACCAUGACCACUUCAAAUCAAUGGCAUGGUAAUGGUGUUUGGAGUAACUUUUUAAACUGUAUAAGCACCAUAACCACUGUAGCCCUUAUUAGAUGUUUGUUUUAUUUAUUUUUUAUGUUUUCUUGUAGCAAAGGAAUGUCUGGGCAAAUGUUUGGUAUGUCAGAUUUCCAACAUUGUUGACAUUUCCAUUUUAAAACAUGUUUUAAUACGGCAAAGUAAAAAAAAGAAACCAGCUAUAAUAGUGUGGCGUUUGAUCUCUUUUUUAUAAUUACAGUUGUAAAAUUCAUUCCAAAAUAUUCAGCAACUAGGCUGUGGUCACAUCGUGGCUUUGUUAGCCUGAAUUUAACAGAUUGAUUUAAGUCUAUUUACUGUGUAGUGAGUAAAUGUUGUGAAAUGCCUAGCUGGGUUUACACAGUGUUCUGAACGAUUUCCUUCUUCCUAGAAAAAGCUGAAGAUUCCGGAUGUUGGGAUGAUGCCAAUGGGAGCUGUGAUGCCAGGAGUUGGUGCAGCACCUGUCCAGGUAAAGGAGCAGAACAUCAGGUUUGGGAGGUGGUGGGUUUUUAGAACGUUGCUAACUCUGUUUAUCUGCCCCUGGAAUCAUUUUAGGCUGUAGAAGAAGAAGAGGCGCCUGUGAAGCAGGAGAAGAGCCAUUUCACAGUAAAACUGACUGAGGUCAACGCUGUGGAAAAAGUAAAACUGAUUAAGGAAGUAAAGAACUGCAUGCAGGGUCUAAACCUGGUGCAGGUAAGGGGCUGCACACCUGUUAUUUGGGGGAGCGGAGCAGGCACACUAUAUUACUCUUCAAUACACCACACACAUCUGUGGCACUAAAAUGGUUCAUAAUGCCUGCACUCUAUAUCGUUGUAUUCAUGUAUUAGUUAAUAUACGUACACUCCCACAAUACAAUGUGUGUGAUACUUUGUAUUCUAUCUUUCUAUCACAAUAUAUAGAGCAGUGCUUUUUGUAGGGUCUCACCAAACUAGGAUGGGGAGCUGGAAUGGGGCCCAGGAAUAAAGCAUCCCUGGUAGAGGUGAAUUGACAUCCUGUUCUCCCCAUGCAAUUUGCUGAUUGUGUGUUUUGCUUAACAGGCUAAGAAAUUGGUGGAGUCUCUACCUCAGGAAAUCAAGGCAAACGUUUCCAAAGAAGAAGCAGAGAAGAUUAAGGCUGCGUUGGAAGCUGCGGGGGGGAAAGUUGUGCUGGAGUAAAGGCCUUGGACUUUUUAUGACUGUUUAUUUGUACAGGUCUCUAAUUGCAGUCCUACUGCCUUCAAUUUCAUGGGAACUUGUCCAAUGCCACCUUUACUUAUGGAGUUCUCUUCCUGGCAAGCUGCAGGAGCAUGCACUCUCUUGGACUGGCCUCAGCUGAGGUCCUGAGAGAGAUGCAAAUUGUAUUGUCUGUCUCAUUGGCUCCCCCUCCUGGGAAGGGUGUGGUAUGGCUACCACAGGUCAUUCUCUCACUGGACCUUAGCCUUUGGCGCACUUCACUUUAUCAUUUUUGUUUAAUGUCUCAUUAUCUAAUCUUGUUUUAUACAUUAAACUCUUACCUGAGGCUGCUCCUUUUUCUUCUGUUUCAUUCACCUACUCUUACUUGACCAUAAGUAAUCUGCUUUUUCUUGUCCUUAAAGGAAGCUGUCUUCUCUCUCUCCCCACUAUGUUCUUUUUUUAUUGCGUUUCUCUCCCUGUUGGCAUUCAGUGGGUUAAAGGGAUGCCCCAAUGAGGAUUUGGGUCAUGAAUUAAAAUUGGGAAUAAAGUUAACUGGUGCUCAUAUAACUCUUUCCUGCAGCAAAUCCCAAAGUGUCUGACACACCUACAGUAAAAUCUGCUCAAUGCAGGAGCUGGCUAAUAUAUCUUAGGAACAUAUUCUAGGAACAUAUUUGUAUUCCUGGCACUGCAGGUUCACGCAGUGCCCCUCUCCCUCCC
Messenger RNA from Pelobates cultripes (western spadefoot toad), 8967 nucleotides. The record is from the annotation of a GenBank genome assembly. NCBI's taxonomy places the organism in Eukaryota, Metazoa, Chordata, Amphibia, Anura, Pelobatidae.